This is a messenger RNA of Penicillium canescens, 1179 nucleotides long. RefSeq names its product PQ-loop repeat-containing protein. Gene Ontology annotation, biological process: basic amino acid transmembrane export from vacuole. The coding region runs from base 1 to 1179 and encodes 392 amino acids. The record is from RefSeq and is a predicted model, not a curated record. NCBI's taxonomy places the organism in Eukaryota, Fungi, Ascomycota, Eurotiomycetes, Eurotiales, Aspergillaceae. The transcript has 2 exons. Gene Ontology annotation, cellular component: fungal-type vacuole membrane.
AUGUUCCCCUCGCAGGCGGCUAAUUUUAACAUUGAGGCCCUGAGCGGCAUCUGUGGAUCAAUUUCAAUUGCCUGCUGGGUCGUCGUGUUCUCUCCGCAGAUCAUUGAAAAUUUCCAACGCGGCUCUGCAGAUGGCCUUUCCCUUCUUUUCCUCAUUGUUUGGUUGGCUGGAGAUGUAUUCAACAUCUUAGGCGCCGUCAUGCAGGGUGUGCUUCCCACCAUGAUCAUCCUUGCUGUGUACUACACUCUAGCAGACAUAGUUUUACUGGGUCAAUGCUUUUACUACCGAGGAUUUAAUCUCAGAGACGAGUUGUCUCCUUCGCCCACUCCGGAAGCUACACCAUCAGUCAAUGGCAUCCAGGAUGCUGAGGCUAGUGGUGUCGAGCACCCAGCACCUACGGAGAGAUCCGCUCUGAUCCCCAAUUCCAACGGUCAUGUUCAAAUCCAAGAACCAGCCCGAAACGCAGCUGGACAGUCCUAUCAAGAAGGCAUACACCCAGUCUCUGCUUCAGGCGAAAGGCGACACUCAGCUGCCUCGUACCAUGAUAUCUUCCAUUCAUCGGUGGAUGGAACACAUCUUUCCCCUGCAACCCCAUUCGUCGAGCCCGACUCGUCACGCAGCCGCUCUCAACGAGCUCGUCGCCGUCGCAUUUCAACCAUCCAAGCCAUCCUCUUCAAUUCCACCGCCGUGGCAUUAGUAUGUGCCGCAGGCGUGCUGGGAUGGUACGUCAGCCCGGCCUCGAAGUCGUCAGCGCCGGACCCGGAACCUCUUACCAUGGAUGUCCUUGGCCAAGUCUUCGGGUACCUUUGCGCGGUACUGUACCUGGGAUCACGUCUGCCCCAGCUACUCCUGAACUUCCGCCGCAAGUCGACAGAUGGAGUCUCUUUGCUGUUCUUCCUAUUUGCUUGCAUUGGUAAUCUCACCUAUGUGCUGUCCAUCUUGGCAUACUCGCCUGUUUGCCACGGCGAAUCAUCUUCUGUGGAUGCUAUGGGUCAUCGCCACCGCGAGAAGUGUCAUUCUGGUGAGGCGGCCGCUCUCUAUGGGCGGUAUGUGUUGGUCAAUCUGUCCUGGCUUGUUGGUAGUGCUGGCACGCUGUUGUUGGAUAUGGCGAUUUUCGCGCAGUUCUUCCUCUACAGUGACGGCAAGGGUGUUGAUGAUGAGCAUGAUGACCAGGAGUAA